Messenger RNA from Paramecium tetraurelia, 1503 nucleotides. RefSeq lists its product as uncharacterized. The record is from RefSeq and is a predicted model, not a curated record. Lineage: Eukaryota; Ciliophora; Oligohymenophorea; Peniculida; Parameciidae. The transcript is spliced from 5 exons.
AUGUUUUUUCAAACUAAAGAAAAAACAUCUCGUUCUGUUUCACCCGCAAAUCGUUCAGAUUUGGUAACCAUAAUACCGAGGUCUCAAAGUCCAACCAUAACGAAAGAACAAUUAUAAGUAUAAAUUUGUAUAAUUAAGAACACCAAAUUUUACAAUCGUUUCUAUAGAUAGGAACAACGUUAUCAACUUUUAUAAGAUUAGAUUAAUGCAGAGAUCAAGGCAUUAUCAAACAAGAAGAAGAUUACUGAAAAUUCCUAUGCAAUUAUUGCCAAUUAAUUACAAUAACGAAUUUCGGAUUCAUUAUCUAGAUUCAAAAGCGAAAGACUUGAUUUUGCAUAAAUUGGGGCAGCAUUCACUGAUUUAAAAAUAUUCCAAGAAAUUAUCUUUGAUAGCAAUUGCGAAUUAAUAAAUAGCGAUUAACCUCUUAAUCUGAGAGGUAAACAGGAGAUGUUGAUGCAUGAAAUGUUGUGGAAUCUAGUAUCGCAAGAUGGUGAACAUGAAUAAGUUGAAACCUAAAUGGUAUUAUGUGUAUUUAGAAUCUUGAUGGACCCAGUCAAAUUGACAGUCGAAGAAACAGCUUAAUUAGUUUUAGACUUCCUAAACUACGAAGUCACCAAUUACAAUUAAAAAUUUGAUCAAGCAAAGAGAUUAGUCAUUCAAUUUAGAGCUCUUACAUAAAAUUAGAUUUUCUCCGCUUACCCAGAUAAAAAAAAAGAAAUUGAGGAUGUCAAGGAGAAACAUGCUCCAUCAAUAAAUUAGAAAUCUUAAAUUUUAGCUUAUCAAAACAGACAAAAAUACAUGGAUAAAUAAUUAAGUACGCAAAGUUAAAGCUGCAUCGAUGUUCUCUUGAAAAAGAAGUAAGAAUUCAAUAGAGAAAUAUAAAAAUAAUAGCUCUAAAAAUAAGAAGAGAAGAUGAAGGAAUGCACAUUCCAGCCUAAGAUUAAUUAAAAUUACUCAUAAAAUUCUACAAUUGAUGUGGUGAGUAGAUUAUAUACUUAAGAAUCAAUUCAUUAGAAAAGAUUGUAUUAAGAAGAAAAUGUAAGAAAAACUUAGGAAUAAAAAGAAUUAGUAGAGUUGAAUUAAUGCACAUUCACUCCUCUAAUUAAUGAUGGCAUUCCUAUAUCAACAACAAAUGCAAGCACUCCAAAGGACUAUGACAAAAUGGUAGAUAGAAUGAGAAAGGCCAAUAAUAGAGCAAGAGAACAGAAAGAGAAAUUAAAUCAUGUAUCCACUGGAGAAUAAUUAGAAAAACUUAGAAAUUCUCCAUUCAAUCCCCCAUAAAUGGUAAAUCGACCAAAAUUAAAAAAAAAACCAAUUGUUAUUAUGGAUGUGAAUAUCUGCCCAGGAAAAUAAGGAAGAUUAGCUCUGUAUGAAGAUUAAGACCCUCAAGAUGUCGUCAAGAACUUUUCAAAAUUAUUCAAUCUGAAUACAGAAAUGUCAGACAUAUUACUAAAUGUUUUGGAACAAGAGAGAUAAAAGAUGAUGAAAAAACAAUGCUCUUGA